Molecule: messenger RNA, 2274 nt
Organism: Corticium candelabrum
Lineage: Eukaryota; Metazoa; Porifera; Homoscleromorpha; Homosclerophorida; Plakinidae
Product: jerky protein homolog-like
Exons: 1
Coding region: 378-2060 (560 amino acids)
Cellular component (GO): nucleus
Molecular function (GO): DNA binding
Source: RefSeq, a predicted model, not a curated record
UAAUCGGUUAUUCAUAACACAUAGUAAAAUGAGUUGUAAUCAAAUAUGCAGUUUACAUUGUGCAAGUUAGUGGUCCAAGUACUGAAUAUUUCUUGAAUGCCUUCAUAGCUGUGCCUAAUCAAUGAACACAAUAUUAUACUGGCAGGUUGAGAGCGUAGUGAACAGUCUAUCAUCUUUCGGCAUAUUGUUGAUUUUUGGAGAUACAGUAGAGCCUCGCUAAUCCGAACCUCGUUAAUCCGAACCCUCGCUAAUCCGAAUGUCCCUAACUGCUUGACCUCGAGUUUCCAGAGAGCAUUUAGAAUUCCGAGGCCUUGUGCAAACGUCCUUUCAUAUCCGGGAAAUAACAAACAUCUGAUCAUAUCCGGGUACACGUUCUCAUGUCGUCAGACAAAGAUAUAACAAAGAAGACAAAACGGGCUCACAAGACUCUAACAAUAGAGCAGAAGGUAGCAAUACUGGAUGAACUGGGAAGUGCCUCCUAUUCUGUGCUGUGUGAACGAUAUGGAAUCGGUCGAAGCACCAUUAGCGAUAUCAAGAGGAAAGAGUCUGAACUGAGGCAAUACGAAAGGAAGCUAACCGAAAUGGGAACGAGUCGACUUGCCAAAACAAUGAAGCUUUCUACUUACGAGGAGCUGGAGAGGGCUGUUUUCAUGUGGUUUCGGCAGACGCGCGAGAAAGGCAUUCCUGUAUCAGGCCCACUACUACAAGCAAAGGCCUUGCAGCUUCACGAGAAAUUGAAGGAGUCUUCUCAAGAAGAGGAUUUCGGCAACUUUGUUGCCUCGUCUGGUUGGCUUUGGAGAUUUUGUAAGCGUCAUUGCAUUAGACAGCUGGCCUUACAAGGAGAAAAGCUGUCUGCCGAUAAACCAGCUGCUGAUCAGUUUGUGUUACGUUUCCAAGCUUUUGUCAAGGAUAGUGAUUACAGCACUGAACAAAUAUUCAACUGUGACGAGUCAGGUUUGUACCAUAAGCUGCUGCCUCAGAAAACGCUUGCUGGUCACUUUGAGAGGUCUGCUGAUGGGCGCAAAACUCAAAAGGACCGUGUUACCAUCAGUGCCUGCUCAAACGCGUCUGGUAGCAUAAAACUACCCUUGGUCUUGAUAGGUAAAUCCAAGAAUCCUCGUUGUUUCAAAAACGUCAAUCGUGAUCACUUGCCAGUGAGUUACUACAACCAGUCUAAUGCUUGGGUGAACACAGGAAUAUUUUCUGACUGGUUCCAUCAUAAGUUUGUUCCUGUAGUGCAGGAAACGUUAAGGGAAAAGGGUUUGGAUGAUAAAGCUGUCCUUCUGCUUGACAACUGUUCUGCUCAUCCGAAUGAAGAAGACCUGAUAUCAGCAGAUGGCAAAGUGAUCGCAAAGUUCCUUCCACCGAAUGUCACUUCGUUAAUUCAACCCAUGGAUCAAGGUGUGCUAGUAUCCAUUAAACGCCGAUACAGGAAAAAGAUGCUUCAAGAUCUUAUUCUUCAAAAUGAUAGAGGUGUGUCAAUCAUUGACUUUGUUUGUGGAAUCAACAUGAUGGAAAUUUCUGAUAAAGUUUCCGCUAGUUGGGAUGAAAUUACACCUAGAACAAUUCGAUUGUCUUGGAGAAAGAUUCUACCCAUUUAUCCUGACGAAGGCAGUCAGGAACCUGCUGGCAUCACAGAAUCAGGAGAGUCAUUUGAAGAGCCUUCUUCUAAUUUGACCCCUCUCUUCUCUGCUUUGGGUUAUGAAAUGACUUCAACAGAAAUUGAGGAGUGGUUAAUGGUAGACAAUUUGGAUCCUGGUUACACUCAUUUGGAUGAUGAUGAAAUUGUCACUGAAGUCUUGGCUCACGGUCGUGAUGAAGAGACUGCUGCAGAUGAAGAUCAAAUGCAAAGUUCUGAUCAUGAUGCAAGCACAAACCAGUCUGGCAUCUCUCAUGGCAGUGCAUUUCAAAUGCUCUCUGAUUGUUUGACAUGGUUUCGGGAACAGACAGAAGCAACUCAAUACAGCUUGAGUGUUCUUCGGAGCCUACGUGACCUUGCAGCUAAAAAGAGACUAAGCAUUCUUGAACAGACGCGGGUGACGGACUACUUUGAGAAAUGAGUUGCUUUUGCUUGUUGUUGGGUUACCUACUUAGUUAGUUGCGUUGCAAGAAUUCUUGUCCCUGCGUAGGCAUGUAAUUGUUGACAUAUGUAUGCGCAAACGGUCUGGAUUGUCAAGGCUAUGUCUGGGUCUCCAAGGCUUCGUAUUUUGAUAAUCCGAACAAAUUCAGUAAUCCGAACAGGUAAGAACGGAGUCUGGUACAGAGCUAUUCGGA